AUGUCAACCCAACAACUUGAACGCCUUCUCUCAUUAACACCAUCACUUGGUCAUCUGAAACUGGUUUCAUCUAAAUCCAUACGUAAUCCAAUAUUUGAUGGUUCAUAUUGGGAACAAUUCAUUCAAGAGAAACUACUUCUACUGAGGCAAUUUCAAUUUUCUUUCACUUGUAUUAGCAAGAAAUUGAAUGACACCACUACCCCCGAUUCACUUAUCUUCCCAUUUCAAAGUCCGUUCUGGCUCAACAACAAAAAAUGGUUUGUUAAUUGUGAUUAUAUUUUACGACAAUCGAAAAUUAUCCUUUAUACAACACCACGCUGCAUAGAGGUUGAUGCCAUAACAAGAUCUUCUGUAUUUGAAGUAUCAUUAACAAACCCUCAAUGUCGCUUACUUUUACAUCAAAAUUACAAUAUGAUCUAUAACAUCGAAGGAGAAACAUUAACUGCAGUUGAUCUUUCAUAUAAUGAGAUUGGAGACAUUGGAGCACAGCAUUUGGCUGACACAUUACAAAACUAUCAAACGCUUGCUACGCUAGACCUUUCCCACAAUCGAAUCGGAAACAAUGGAGCACAAUAUCUUAAUGAUACCUUCAAAGAAAACAAAACACUGAUUAAAUUGAACCUCGAAGAAAAUCCUGGUAGCUAUUGUGCAAUUGUGAGUGCAGCAAUUCAAAUACGACAUAAUAAAGUACUCACCAUCAUCGAACUCUCCCACUGUCAAAUCGGAAAUAAUGGAGCACAAUAUCUUCAUGAUACCUUCAAAGAAAACAAAACACUUAUUAAAUUGAACCUGGAAGGAAAUCCUGGUAGUUACUGUGCAACUGUGAGCGCAGCAGUUCAAGUACGCAAUGACAAAACACUUAUUAAAUUGAACCUUGAAGGAAAUCCUGGUAGCCACUGUACAACUAUGAGUGCAGCAAUUCAAAUACGAAAUGAUAAACUUAUGGCUUCCGGAUUUUCAUCAUCAAAUAACAUAAAUCAUAAAAAACGAGCUCUUCUCAUUGGCAACAAUAAAUACAAGAAAAGUAGUCAACUUCAAUACUGUACCAAUGACGCUAAAGAUCUUGCUAAUAAAUUACAUAAAAUUGGCUUUGAAAUUACAGUUGAUACUAAUUUAACAUAUGAACAGAUGGAUAGAAUGAUCAAAACGUUUAUUGAUAAUAUAAAUCCAGAUGAUCUUGUUCUUUUCUUUUUUUCGGGUCAUGAAUAUCAAUGGAGUCGUCUAAAUUUUCUCAUCCCCAUUGAUGAUGAUCGAAUUACAACAAACACUGAACUUACAUAUCGAGCAAUAAAUGCUCAAACUACGCUUGAAAAGAUUAUCAAUCGUCGUCCAUCAGCAGCUAUAUUUCUUCUUGAUUGUUGUCGAAAUAGUUUUAUAUGCGAAUCAUCAAAUUCUAAUGGUCUUUCAAAUAUGCGAGCGAUUGAUGAUUCAUUUAUUGGUUUUUCAUGUACAGCAAAUAAAGUUGCAUUAGAUAAAUCAAAAAAUGAUCGAAAUAGUUUAUUUACAUCUUAUCUUCUUCAACAUAUUAAUCAACCGAAUUUAACUAUUGAUGAAAUAAUGAAUGAUGUUUGUGAUGGUGUAAUGAAAGAAACAAAUAAUGAUCAAUGUCCAUUUCGAGUAUCUUCGCUUCGACAGAAGGUUUAUUUAAAUCAACAAUUUCCAAUUGGACAAUCAAUUCCUCUCAAUCAUUUUAAUAUCAACACCAAAUGGAGACGACAUGGAAUUACUAUGGCUGGAGGAAAUGGGUAUGGCAAUCAAUUAAAUCAACUCUCUCAACCUCGCGGUAUCUAUGUUGAUGAUGAUCAUCAAACUGUAUAUAUUGCUGAUUGGUUGAAUCAUCGCAUUGUUGUAUGGAAAUACAGAGCAAAGAGUGGCCAAGUUGUUGCCGGUGGAAAUGGGUAUGGAAAUCGGAGUGAUCAAUUGUAUUUUCCAACAGAUGUGAUUGUUGAUAAAAAGAAUGAUUCUAUUAUCAUUUGUGAUCAAGGAAACAGACGAGUGGUACGAUGGUCUCGUCAAAAUAGUACAAUUGGAGAAACAAUUAUUUCUGACAUUGAUUGUUAUGGUCUAACAAUGGAUAAAAAUGGAGAUCUUUAUGUCUCUGAUUAUAUGAAGAAUGAAGUAAGACGAUGGAAACAAGAAGAGAAAGAAGAAAUAAUAGUAGCAGGUGGAAAUGGAAAAGGAAAUCAUCUUAAUCAACUCAAUUGUCCUACUUAUAUCUUUGUUGAUGAAGAUCAUUCAAUUUAUGUAUCGGAUUGUGACAAUCAUCGUGUGAUGAAAUGGACGAAACGUGCAAAAGGUGUUGUUGUUGCUGGUGGAAAUGGUCAAGGGAAUAGUUUGACACAAUUGUCUUAUCCUCGAGGAGUGGCCGUCGAUCAAUUGGGUAAUGUUUAUGUGGCUGACUAUGACAACCAUCGAGUGAUGCGUUGGUGUGAAGGAUCUAAAGAAGGUAGUAUUGUUGUUGGUGGAAAUGGAAAAGGAGAACAAUCAAAUCAGUUCAAUUGUCCCACAGGUUUAUCAUUCGAUGUUCAAGGCAAUCUCUAUGUUGUUGAUCAUGGAAAUGCUCGAAUACAAAAAUUUCAUAUUGAUUUGAACUAA
Molecule: messenger RNA, 2595 nt
Organism: Adineta steineri
Lineage: Eukaryota; Metazoa; Rotifera; Eurotatoria; Adinetida; Adinetidae
Source: the annotation of a GenBank genome assembly